UUUCAGGCUUCGAAAUGAAGUUAAAAAAUUGCAAUCUAUUUCAAAACAGAAUGAGCCGCAAAAAGUAAAUUUGUUAAAACGUAAAAUGGAAAUGCUACGUGAAUGUUUAGCGAAAAGAGAACAGGAACAUAUUAUAUCUGAAAAGACAUAUGCAAAUCACUUAUCUGCAUUAAUUCGACAGCAUGAAUUACGAGAAAGAAGUUUGCAAAUUCAAUUAGCCGCUCAAAGAGCUGAAUUAACUUACCAAAAAGACGUACCCGACGAUCAAAACACGUUUUUACGAGAUAUAGAAAAGCGUUAUCAAAAAUUGUUAAUGGAACAACGAAGUGUUUUUAUUGAACAACAUAAAAAGGAUUUGAAGACAAUCGCUGAGCUUACGGAACAGUUAAGACCUUUUAAACAUAAAAAAUCGGAUACUUGA
Chrysoperla carnea is the source of this 421-nucleotide messenger RNA. RefSeq lists its product as uncharacterized. The transcript is spliced from 2 exons. The record is from RefSeq and is a predicted model, not a curated record. NCBI's taxonomy places the organism in Eukaryota, Metazoa, Arthropoda, Insecta, Neuroptera, Chrysopidae. Bases 86 to 421 code for a protein of 111 amino acids.